GCCGAGUGCGCCUGCGCAGCGGAGCCGGCAGAGUCCCGCGGGGCCGCAGCGGCGGGUGGCGGGCGGUUGCCUUGGGGACCGCGGGCCCCUCCCUCCUCGGUCCCCGCCCCACGGCCUUCGCCGCCACCGCGACGCGGGGACGACCCCGGCCUCCCCGCCCUCCUCCCGCCGCCCGGCCGGCGCUGCAGCCGCGACCCGCGCGAGGCGCCGCCGCUCCCAAGAUGUCGCAGACGGCCAUGUCCGAGACCUACGAUUUCUUGUUUAAGUUCCUGGUUAUUGGAAAUGCAGGAACCGGCAAGUCGUGCCUGCUCCAUCAGUUUAUUGAGAAAAAAUUCAAAGAUGACUCCAACCACACCAUAGGGGUGGAGUUUGGUUCGAAGAUAAUCAAUGUUGGUGGCAAAUACGUGAAGUUGCAGAUCUGGGACACGGCCGGCCAGGAGCGGUUCAGGUCUGUGACCAGAAGCUACUACCGAGGCGCUGCUGGGGCCCUGCUCGUCUACGACAUCACCAGCCGAGAAACCUACAAUGCGCUUACUAAUUGGUUAACAGAUGCCCGAAUGCUCGCCAGCCAGAACAUCGUCAUCAUUCUCUGCGGGAACAAGAAGGACCUGGACGCCGACCGGGAAGUGACUUUCUUGGAAGCCUCCAGAUUCGCUCAGGAAAAUGAGCUGAUGUUUCUGGAAACCAGCGCGCUGACGGGGGAGAACGUGGAAGAGGCCUUUGUCCAGUGCGCGAGGAAGAUCCUGAACAAGAUCGAGUCAGGUGAGCUGGACCCCGAGCGGAUGGGCUCCGGCAUCCAGUACGGGGACGCGGCCCUGAGGCAGCUACGCUCGCCCCGCCGUGCCCAGGGCCCGGGCGCCCAGGACUGCGGCUGCUAGGCCGCCGAGCAGAGGUGUUCGGACAGCGGUGUUUGGGAAACAGCUGCUGGAGCGUGAAGAAGUGUGUGUUUUACCUCCAUCCUUUCUACUUCGUGCAGAAGUAGAUCUUCAGCGGAAAGGAAGGGACUGACUGGGCGUUCCCUGAGCCUGGAAGGUGCUCAGCAAACCACGGGGUGAAUGGGAUUCGGUGGACAGGCCACUGACGUGUCCAUGUAUGUAACUGUCCUGUCCGGUGGCUCCCUUCCCGGGUGAACCUGGCUAUGUACUGUGUAUACCCAGCCCCGAGCCCUGAGCAUGGAAUCUCCUGUGUGACAUAAUAGAACGUCACCUCAGUGCGGUCCGAUACUUUAUCUCUUGUAAUCACAUGACCAGCGCCCGCUGUGUGCGAGGCUCUGCCAUCACGCCGGCCGUCCCUGUGGGUGACGUUCGCGGCCACGGCGUUCGGGCCCGCGGGGAGUGCUGCUCAGUGGUGACUCACGUCCCGAAAUAAAGUCCAGAUGGAGU
Pipistrellus kuhlii (Kuhl's pipistrelle) is the source of this 1382-nucleotide messenger RNA. RefSeq names its product RAB4A, member RAS oncogene family (gene RAB4A). Gene Ontology annotation, cellular component: postsynaptic recycling endosome. Gene Ontology annotation, biological process: Rab protein signal transduction; regulation of endocytosis. Gene Ontology annotation, molecular function: GTP binding; GTPase activity. The coding region runs from base 222 to 878 and encodes 218 amino acids. NCBI's taxonomy places the organism in Eukaryota, Metazoa, Chordata, Mammalia, Chiroptera, Vespertilionidae. The record is from RefSeq and is a predicted model, not a curated record. The transcript has 8 exons.